Messenger RNA from Cutaneotrichosporon cavernicola, 1209 nucleotides. RefSeq lists its product as uncharacterized. Gene Ontology annotation, molecular function: metallopeptidase activity. The record is from RefSeq and is a predicted model, not a curated record. Gene Ontology annotation, cellular component: nucleus. The coding region runs from base 1 to 1209 and encodes 402 amino acids. The transcript is spliced from 4 exons. NCBI's taxonomy places the organism in Eukaryota, Fungi, Basidiomycota, Tremellomycetes, Trichosporonales, Trichosporonaceae. Gene Ontology annotation, biological process: DNA repair.
AUGUCACUCAUCGGCAAGUUCGCCCAUCUCCCUGGGCGGCCCAAGGCUUCAGAGGCGACGCCUAUUCUCGAGAAGAUCGCCAGUCAAGUCAAGCCCAUAAUGAAGAAGCGGGGGUGGAAGGUUGGGGUGCUCGGCGAGUUCUUUCCCGCCAAUCCCUCGCUACUUGGGAUCAACAUCAACCACGGUCAGCGUAUUAACCUACGCCUGCGUCCUCCCGACAAUCCGUCAGGGUUCUACGACUUUGAACAGCUCGUCCUUGUCAUGUUGCAUGAGCUCACACACAUCGUGCAUGGGCCUCAUGACGCGUCGUUCUACAAGCUUCUGGCCGAGCUCGAGGAGGAGUACUACGAUCUCAAGCGCAAGGGGUUCUCUGGAGAGGGCUUCCACAGCGACGGGAACCGACUGCAGGGCACACGGCUGAACGAGUACGAGGGGCGGCGGCGCGGGCUUGCGGCCGCAGAAAAGCGCUUUCAGCAGCAGAAGGUCAUGGGCCGCGGCGGUGUGCUCGGCGGGUCAGGGACUGGUGGGAAGAGCAUGCGCGAGAUCGUAGCGGAGGCAGCCGGGCGCCGGCUCAAGGAUGACAAGACAUGCAAGGUCGACUCGAAGGAGGCUGAGGAGGAGGCGCGUAAAGCACAGGAGGAGAGUAUAGUGGUCGACGCAACCGACGUGGACGCGACGGGCCAAGUGGAGGCUGGGCCCAGUCACAAGCGCUCGCUGAGCGAGACUGGGACCAAGGACGCCCCAAUCGUCGUCGAUGACGAUCCUGAGGACGUUCCUGGACCGUCACGUCAGCGUCCGACCUUGGCCAUUGGAGGGUCUUCCGCGGAGUCGACACCAUCGUCGAGGACUGUCUCGGCGGCCAGUACCCCGCCGACAUCCCGUCCUUCUUCGGCAGUCGCUAAUCCGAAGCCCUCCGUUCCGGUUAACACCAAGCCAAGUAGUAGCAAGGGCAAUAAGCCGGUCGCGUCCGUCCCUGUCUCUGCCUCAGCCUCUCGACCCAAACCUCCUCCCAAGCCUCCUACCACAUGGACAUGUGGCAUCUGCACCUUAAUCAAUCCUCUGUCUGCGCACCGCUGCGAGGCGUGCGAGUCCCCGCGUCCCGCGCAGAAUACCGACGACGGCUGGUGGUGCGAGUUCUGUGGCGCGGGUCCGCGUGAGAUGGGGUUCUGGAGCUGCCUAGAGUGCGGGUGGGUGCGCAAGUCGGGUUGA